Molecule: messenger RNA, 2742 nt
Organism: Salvelinus fontinalis (brook trout)
Lineage: Eukaryota; Metazoa; Chordata; Actinopteri; Salmoniformes; Salmonidae
Product: zinc finger protein 239-like
Exons: 3
Coding region: 785-1894 (369 amino acids)
Biological process (GO): negative regulation of transcription by RNA polymerase II
Molecular function (GO): RNA polymerase II cis-regulatory region sequence-specific DNA binding; DNA-binding transcription repressor activity, RNA polymerase II-specific
Source: RefSeq, a predicted model, not a curated record
AUGUAGUGGACGGGACGUUUCUUCAGCAACAACAAUUCAGCCGAUUCGGUAACCAAAAUUGAAACCGAAACAUCGAAGCUCUUUAUGCCAUUUUUGUGUUUAUUAACCUGUGUUUUAAACACACUGUCUGUGUAUUUACUAGUUACUCCAUUUACGUUAUUAGCUAGCUGGAUAAAUAACACUUGACUAGUCGCUAAUGCUAACUAGCUAGCUAAGGUCUUCGACCAUGAGUUCACUGAACGACUCUCCCCCUGCUACAGAAGAGGCGGUCUGCUGGACGGAGAAAGAAUCUCUCGUGAAAGAGGAGGAUGAGGAAGAGGAGGCUGUCACCGUUAAAAAUCAAGUUGAGGUUGAGGCUGUUACAGUGAAAGAGGAAGAAGUUACAGUGAAAGAGGAGGAAGAAGCACUCAGAGUAAAACAGGAGGAUGUUACUGUGAAAGAAGAGGAGAGCAAGAAAGAGGAGGAAGCUUUUUUUGGAGUCAAAGAGGAGACUACGACUGUCACGGUGAAAGAAAAAGAAGACGUUUUUGUAGUGAAGGAGGAGGCAGAGAAGACUGUCACAUUAGAAGAAUAGGGGACAAGAGAUCUGGUUAACACUAGAGAGAGACCAGACUCAGAGGAAACAGAGCCAGAGACGUCCAAACCAGCAAGACCACAACACUGCUCCCACCGCAGGAAGAGUUUUACCCAGUUAGGGAGUCUGAAAAGACAUAAGAAAACGUACAGAGGGGAGAAGCCAUAUCACUGCUCUCAAUGUGUCUUUGGAGUGAAAGAGGAGGAGGAGAUGACUGUCACAGUGAAAGAAGAAGAAGACGUUUUUGGAGUUGAGGAGGAAGGAGAGAUUACUGUCACAUUAGAGGAAGAAUCGGAGGAGACAGGAUAUCUGAUUAACAGCAGAGAGAGACCAGACUCUCCCUCUGACAGUGGGAAGAGUCCUUCAGGGGAACCAGACCAGGAGACCCCAAAACCAGUGAGACCACACCAGUGUUCCCACUGUGGAAAGAGUUUUAAGUGGGUAUAUUACCUGAAAGAACAUGAAAGAAUACACACAGGAGAAAAGCCGUUCCAAUCUUCCCAGCGUGGAAAGAAAUCUACUCAGUUAAGGAGUCAGAAAAUACAUGAGAGAAUGCACUCUGGAGAGGAGCCUCACAAAUGUACUCAAUGUGGAAAGACGUUUAACCGCUUAGGUAACCUGAAGUCACAUGAGCGAACACACACUAGAGAGAAGCCUUACAACUGUUCCCAGUGUGAAAAUGUAUUUUUCUCAUCAGGAGACCUGAUAAAGCAUGAAAGAACACACUCAGAAAAGAGGCCCAACCAAUAUUCCCAGUGUGGAAAAAGAUUUACUCAGCUAGGGAAACUGAAAUCACACGAGAGAACACAUUCUUUAGAGAGGGCUUACCAAUGCUCUCAGUGUGGAAAGAGGUUUAUCAAGUCAUCACAUCUGAAAGAUCAUAAGAGAAUACACACAGGAGAAAAACCAUACCAAUGCUUCCAGUGUGUAAAGAGUUUUAGCCAGGUAGGGAACCUGAACAUUCACGAGAGGACACACACUGGAGAAAAACCUUUCCAAUGCUGCCAGUGUGGGAAAAGCUUUACCCACUUAGGUCACCUGAUAACACACGAGAGGACACACACAGGAAAGAAGCUUUUCCAAUGCUCGCAGUGUGAAAAGAGUUUUAGCCAGUUAGGGAACCUGAAAAGGCAUGAGAUGUCGCACACUGGAGAAAAACCUUUCCAAUGCUUCCAGUGUUGUAAGAGUUUUACUCGUUUGGGGACCCUGAAAAUUCAUAAGAGAAUACACUCUGGAGAGAAGCUUUACCAUUGCUCCCACUGUGGAUUUAAAUUUACCUGGUUAAGGCAACUAAAAGAGCAUGAAAGAAUCCACACCUGAGAGAAACGUUAUAAAAUCACAUUUUAUUUGUCACGUUCUACAGGUGUAGUAGAUCUUACCAUGAAAUACUGACUUACCAGCCCUUAAUAACCAACAAUGCACCGUUUUUAAAAAGUAAGAAAAUGUUGCUAAAUAAACUAAAGGAAAAAUAAUAACACAAAAUAACAAGGCUAUAUACAAGAGUACCAGUACUGAGUCAAUAUGCAGGGGUACAAGGAAGUUGAGAUAAUUGUGGUAAUAUGUACAUAUACAGUGGGGCAAAAAAGUAUUUAGUCAGCCACCAAUUGUGCAAGUUCUCCCACUUAAAAAGAUGAGAGAGGCCUGUAAUUUUCAUCAUAGGUACACUUCAACUAUGACAGACAAAAUGAGAAGAAAAAACAUCCAGAAAAUCACAUUGUAGGAUUUUUAAUGAAUUUAUUUGCAAAUUAUAAUAAUAAUAUAUAUAUAUAUGUACAUAUAAUAAUAUGUACAUAUAGGUAGAGGUAAAGUGACUAUGGAUAGAUAAACAGAGUAGCAGCAUCAUAUGUGAAGAGUGUGAAGGAAUGUGAAUAUGUGUGUGGCGUCAAUAUGCAUGUGUUUAGUUUGUGUCCAUGUGUGUUGGGAGUGUCAGUGCAGUAUGUGUGGUUAUAGUCCAGUGUGUGGGUAGAGUAUCAUCCAGCCUGUGGAAGAGAGUCAGUGUAGAGUAAUAUGACUAAAAGAGGAGGGUCAAUGCCAAUAGUCAUUUGAUUAAACUCCCAGACUCAAAAUUCAAUGUGCAUGUUUAUUAUUUUUUUACUCAUGGACUGAAUAUGGAGUAUAACAGUUUUAAUGUAUAAGCUCUGAGAUUAAAUUGUCCUCUUUAAACUCUG